AUGGUCGUCGACACUUCCUACUAUGACGCUUUAGGCGUCAAACCAGAUGCCUCCGAAUUGGAAAUCAAAAAAGCCUACAGGAAGCUCGCCAUCACCACCCACCCUGAUAAGAACCCCGGCGACGAAACCGCGCACGUCCGCUUUCAAGCCGUCGGCGAAGCCUAUCAAGUCCUAUCGAACAAGGACACCCGCGCCGCGUACGACAAAUAUGGCAAGGAAAAAGCCAUGCCUAGCCAAGGGUUCGAGGAUCCCGCCGAAUUUUUCAGCAUGAUCUUUGGCGGUGAUGCCUUUGUCGACCUAAUCGGCGAAUUGAGCCUCCUGAAAGAUCUUACACAUACCAUGGACAUCACAAUGCAGGCCAUGGAGGAAGAAGAACUUGCGAAAACUGCGGAGGAGAAGCUGAACGUCCACGAAGCAAAAGAAAAAGAGGUAACCACGGCGACCAUGGACGCGAAGGAAACCGAAGCAAAAGCACAUUCCGCACCAGAGGGGACCACCGUACCGCCUCCACCAUAUGUUUCCGGUGAAGAGCCAUCGACGUCCACCGGCAGAUCUUCUGGGACUAGCACCCCGCAGAGAAGAUACGCUGGGCAGCAAGCCAUCAUGGAUCGAUCAGAAGAAGAUGCGCGAAUGGAUGCGGCGGGUUUGACCCAAGAAGAAAAAGACUUGCAGAAGAAGAAAAAGAAAGGCGGCUUGACCAAAGAACAGCGGGAGAAGUUGGAAGCCUACGAACGGGAGAGACGACGCCUCCGAGAAGAACGAGUCGAGACUCUGGCAAAGAAACUGGUCGAUCGUAUCAGCGUGUGGACAGAAACGGAUAAGAGCCCCGAAGUCACCCACGCGUUCCAAGAAAAGAUCAGACUCGAAGUUGAAAAUCUCAAGAUGGAGUCCUUCGGUAUUGAAAUCCUCCACGCUGUCGGACAGACAUACAUCCAAAAAGCCACCUCGUUUCUCAAAUCCCAAAAGUUCCUCGGCAUCUCGGGCUUCUUCUCCCGUCUGAAAGACAAAGGCACCCUUGCCAAAGACACAUGGAACACAAUCUCGUCAGCCAUCGACGCCCAACUAACAAUGGAAGAAAUGGCCAAGCUGGAAGAAAAGGGUGGUGCCGAUUGGACUGAUGAGAAGAAAGCAGAGUACGAAAGAAAAGUCACUGGCAAGAUCCUGGCAGCUGCGUGGAGGGGUUCCAGGUUCGAGAUUCAGGGCGUGUUAAGGGAUGUGUGCGACCGGAUUCUGAACGAUAAGAACGUUCGACUGGAGAAGCGAAUAGAACGAGCACAUGCCCUGGUCCUCUGUGGGACUAUCUACCAAAAGGCUGAACGCGAUCCAGACGAGGAAGGCGACUUUAUGGCCUUUGAACAACUAAUGGCCGAGUCGAUGAAAAAGCAAGAGAAGAAAAAGGAAAAGGAGAAACAAAAAGAAAGCAUCCAUGGUGACCAAUCACACAGACACUUCUUUGGAGGCAACCGAGAGUCCAGCGCCAGUGGUUCACCGAGACAGUCGACAUCGGCGUGA
Fonsecaea pedrosoi CBS 271.37 is the source of this 1512-nucleotide messenger RNA. RefSeq lists its product as uncharacterized. Gene Ontology annotation, cellular component: cytosol. Bases 1 to 1512 code for a protein of 503 amino acids. The transcript has 2 exons. The record is from RefSeq and is a predicted model, not a curated record. Gene Ontology annotation, biological process: protein import into peroxisome matrix. Lineage: Eukaryota; Fungi; Ascomycota; Eurotiomycetes; Chaetothyriales; Herpotrichiellaceae.